UGUUGAUUUUGGCGGAUAAAUGGAAGUAUUGUGUGAUAAGAAUUUUUAGCAAUUUAUAAUGAACCUCGAUGAUACAGAUUGUAAUUCUAUAUAAAUUUAUAUAUAGUUAAAACUCCAUAAAAAUAACAAUUGUCCAAAUCACCUAUUACAUGCAAUAAACAAAGUUCACCCAAGAAACUGAAGGAAGAAUUCAAAAAAUUUAAGAUCAUCAGGAAAUUAGAAUUCAAUGAUGACUAGAUAGUAAUAAGAUAAGAUGGAAUAUUUGGAAGAAGCAAACGUAACAUUCCCAAAGAAAACAAAGGUAAUAAUAAACUAAAAAUUUAGUUAACUCAUCCUAUACUUUGGGUCUAUUAAAUUCCAUCGAACUAAACCAAAAUAAUGUUAUCGUUAACAAGUUAGCCAAACCUAGCGAUGAUGAUUUAUUCAAUCUCUCCAGAGACGACAAUAUAGUCUGCAAAUGCAGAAAAUCAAAAUGCAUCAAAAACUAUUGUGUUUGUAGUGCCAACAAUCAAGAAUGUACAUUCAAAUGCGAAUGUUAUAAUUGCUCUAACAAACAGCCAAAAUCAGCUGCCUCAAAAUAAUCUGGUUCCGAAUAUUUUGGAUGCAAUUGCAGAAGAUAAGAGUAUCAAUUCUUAAUUAAUUCCUAGUUGCUCUAAAGGCUAUUGUGAAUGCCAAAAAAGAAAAACCAAAUGCACAGCCAGAUGCAGUUGUUGUGAUGAAUGCAAAAAUUGUGAUUUACAACCCUUACCCUUUCGUUUAGAUGGUUUAUUCUGA
Messenger RNA from Paramecium octaurelia, 774 nucleotides. Lineage: Eukaryota; Ciliophora; Oligohymenophorea; Peniculida; Parameciidae. The record is from the annotation of a GenBank genome assembly.